Molecule: messenger RNA, 1437 nt
Organism: Fraxinus pennsylvanica
Lineage: Eukaryota; Viridiplantae; Streptophyta; Magnoliopsida; Lamiales; Oleaceae
Source: the annotation of a GenBank genome assembly
AUGCAGGCUCUCCAUUCCGCCGCUUUCUGCUCCUCUCCUCUCGAUCCCCUCAGUAAACUGACCUCUACACGUCACCCAUUAUUCCACUCUAGCAACAAUGCCAAACCUCCUACUCCACACUCCCCAAAGCUCCCAUUCAUCAUUUCUGCUUCCGCCUCCACGGCUUCGGCGCCCAAGCGAGAGAUCGAUCCGAAGAAGCGCGUAGUCAUCACGGGCAUGGGGCUUGUCUCUGUCUUCGGCAACGACGUUGAUGCUUACUACGAGAAGCUGCUUGCGGGCGAGAGUGGCAUCACUCACAUAGACCGAUUCGACGCCUCCAAAUUCCCCACUCGAUUCGGUGGACAGAUUCGGGGAUUCAAAUCCGAAGGGUACAUUGAUGGAAAAAACGAUAGGAGGCUUGAUGAUUGCUUGAGAUACUGCAUUGUAGCUGGGAAGAAAGCUCUCGAGGGUGCUGAUCUUGGGGGUGAUAGACUCGAGAAGAUUGACAAGAUACGAGCUGGUGUUCUCGUUGGAACGGGAAUGGGUGGUCUUACAGUUUUUUCUGACGGUGUUCAAGCUCUAAUAGAAAAAGGUCACAGGAAAAUAACUCCAUUUUUCAUACCUUAUGCUAUAACAAACAUGGGGUCUGCCUUGCUUGCAAUUGAUCUUGGUUUGAUGGGGCCAAACUACUCAAUUUCAACUGCUUGUGCUACCUCAAAUUAUUGCUUCUAUGCGGCUGCAAAUCACAUCCGUCGAGGCGAGGCUGAUUUGAUGAUUGCUGGUGGAACUGAAGCUGCCAUUAUUCCCAUUGGAGUGGGAGGUUUUGUUGCAUGCAGAGCUUUGUCUCAAAGAAACGAUGAUCCACGAACUGCUUCUAGGCCUUGGGACAAAGAUCGAGAUGGUUUUGUUAUGGGUGAAGGUGCCGGAGUAUUGGUGAUGGAAAGUUUAGAACAUGCGAUGAAACGAGAUGCACCGAUAAUUGCUGAGUAUUUAGGAGGUGCAGUAAAUUGUGAUGCUUAUCAUAUGACUGAUCCCAGAUCUGAUGGACUCGGUGUCUCUUCGUGUAUCCAUAGUGCCCUUGAAGAUGCUGGUGUGUCACCUGAGGAGGUCAACUACAUUAAUGCCCAUGCAACUUCGACCAUAGUAGGUGACCUAGCUGAGGUAAAUGCUAUUAAGAAGGUAUUCAAGAACACUUCAGAGAUCAAAAUAAAUGCAACUAAGUCUAUGAUAGGGCAUUGUCUUGGUGCUGCUGGUGGUUUGGAAGCUAUUGCUACAGUAAAAGCCAUUACAACUGGGUGGCUUCAUCCUACCAUAAACCAAUUUAAUCCAGAGUCUUCUGUGGAAUUUGACACAAUUGCAAACCAAAAGAAGCAGCAUGAAGUCAACGUCGCCAUUUCGAAUUCAUUUGGAUUUGGUGGACACAACUCUGUCGUGGCCUUCUCUGCAUUCAAGCCCUGA